This is a messenger RNA of Diceros bicornis minor, 2446 nucleotides long. RefSeq names its product CACN subunit beta associated regulatory protein (gene CBARP). The record is from RefSeq and is a predicted model, not a curated record. Gene Ontology annotation, cellular component: plasma membrane; secretory granule. Gene Ontology annotation, biological process: negative regulation of calcium ion-dependent exocytosis; negative regulation of voltage-gated calcium channel activity. The coding region runs from base 212 to 2446 and encodes 744 amino acids. The transcript is spliced from 10 exons. Lineage: Eukaryota; Metazoa; Chordata; Mammalia; Perissodactyla; Rhinocerotidae. Gene Ontology annotation, molecular function: transmembrane transporter binding.
GGGUCCGAGCGGGCUCGCCGCCAACGCGGUCACGUGCGCGGCCCCUCCCCGCGCGCCCGCCUCCCCCGCGCGCCGCGCUCUCCAUUCAUAAAUUCUUCGCCUGCUCCGCGGCCGCCGGGUGCCCGAGCCAGCCGGGAGCGCCGCGCAGCCGCCCGCCCGCCGCCCAUGGGCCGCGCGCCCCGGCGCUAAGGCCUCUCCUCCUAGCCUGGAAAUGCAGCCCACGGCCACCAUGGCCACAGCCGCCACCACCAUCGCCACAGCCGCCCUGAGCACGACCUGGGACAACGCCACCAGCCGCCCCACCGCGGAGCCUGACCCCAUCCUGGACAACUACGUGCUGCUGGUGGUGGUCAUGUCGCUGUUCGUGGGGGGCACGCUCGUGGUGCUGUCGGGCGUGCUGCUGCUGUGCAGGCGCUGCUGGGACGUGCACCGGCGCCUGGACAGAGCCAUGGAGGAGGCAGAGAAGACCACCACCACCUACCUGGACAACGGGGCUCACCCCACCCCAGACCCCGACUUCAGGGGGGAGGACCCUGAGGGCCAAGAUGCCGAGACCGAGCGCUUCCUGUCCACCGGCUCCACCGGCCGCCGUGUGUCCUUCAAUGAGGCGGCUCUGUUUGAGCAGAGCCGGAAGACGCAUGACAAGGGCCGCCGGUACACCCUGACGGAGGGGGACUUCCACCACCUGAAGAACGCCCGCCUCACCCACCUGCACCUGCCUCCACUCAAGAUCGUCACCAUCCACGAGUGUGACUCGGGUGAGGCCAGCGUGGCCACCCCACCCCACCCCAUGGCCACUCCCAAGGCUAGCCUCGCCAUAUUCCAGCCCGCGGGGAAGGCCCUCACCGGCCACUCCGUGGGCCCCAGCUCCGCCCUGCCAGGUGAUCCCUACAACUCGGCUGCCGGCCCUGCCGACUUUGAGAUCAGCCCCUCGGCAUCCAGUGACUCUGGGGAAGGCACCUCGCUGGACGCGGCUGCUCAGAGCGCCAAGGCCGGCGGGCCGGGGGCCGCAGCGGGGCCGGGGGAGACGAGCCCAGGCUCCGGGGCGGGCCCCGUCCUGCAGUUCUUCACCCGCCUGCGGCGCCAUGCCAGCCUGGACGGGGCGAGCCCAUACUUCAGGGUCAAAAAGUGGAAGCUGGAGCCCAGCCAGCGAGCAUCCAGUCUGGACACGAGAGGCUCCCCCAAACGACACCACUUCCAGAGGCAGCGGGCAGCGAGCGAGAGCACAGAGCAGGAGGACGGGGACGCCCCCCUGGGGGACUUCAUCCAAUACAUCGCCAGCGCAGGCGACGCUGUGGCCUUCCCACCCCCCCGCCCCUUUCUGGCCAGCCCCACCAGCCCGCCCCCCGCUCUCGGCAGGUUAGAGGCGGCGGAGGAGGCGGGCGCCGCGGGAGGAGUGAGCCCCGAGUCUCCCCCGGAGCGCAGCGGCGGCAGCGCGGGGCCUGAGCAGCAGCAGCUGCAGGAGUCAGACGGUGAGCGGGAGGCGGGGCCGGAGCAAGCCCAGACCAUCUACCACGACAUCUGGAGCCUGCGCGCGUCGCUCGAGCUGCACGCGGCCGCCGCCUCGGACCACAGCAGCAGCGGCAAUGACCGAGACUCGGUGCGCAGCGGCGACAGCUCGGGCUCGGGCUCCGGGGGCGCGGCGCCCACCUUCCCGCCGCCUUCCCCGCCGCCCACGCCGCGGCCUGCGGACGGCGAGGCAGGCGGGCCGCGCAAGCUGCUGCAGAUGGACAGCGGCUACGCCAGCAUCGAGGGCCGCGGCGCGGGCGACGACGGGCCGCCCAGCGCCUCCGAGAAGCGCUCCUCCUUCACCAGCGCCGGCCGCGUGGCCACCGUGGGCGGUAGCUUCGAGGUGGCCGCGACUUCUGCCCUCGAGGUGCCCCCCGAGGCGCCUGCCAGGCCCCGCAGCCCGCGCGCCUGGCCCCGCCGCGCCCCUCGCCGCGACUACAGCAUCGACGAGAAGACGGACGCGCUCUUCCACGAGUUCCUGCGCCACGACCCGCACUUCGACGACGCGCCCCCCGCCGCCGUGCGCCACCGCGCACGCGCGCACCCGCACGCCCACCCGCACCCGCACGCGCGCAAACAGUGGACGCAGCGCGGCCGGCAGCACAGCGACCCCGGCUCGCGCGCUGCGACCCCCGGCCCGCCCGGCGCCGACCCCCGGCCCGUGCGCGCGCCCCUGCGCCGGGGAGACAGCGUCGACUGCCCGCCCGAUGGCCGCGCGGACGACCAGGCCACCCCCGCCAUCCCCGCCAUCGAAGAGGAGCCCGGUGGUGGCUGCCCUGGCUCGGGCCUGUGCACCGGACCCCCGGGCGCGCUGCUGGACAAGCUGGCGGUCGGCUUCGAAGACAGACUCUUCCCACCGCGCCUCAUGCAGCCCGUCGCCGCGUACCCCGUGCUGGCCACCGCCGCGUCCACGUCCCCCGACCACAGCCCGGCCUAA